GUUUGGAAGAGAGGCCCUGUGGACAUAGAUCAGACCCAUCUGGCCUUCUGCUUUUGCGCACUGUACCCACAAACAGCAGAAACAAGUUUGUGGAUGGAUUUCUAAAAACGGAUGAAAGACAAAGAUUAGCAAAGGAAAGAAGGGAAGAAAGAGAAAAAUACCUUGCUGCCAGGGAGCAGCAGAUCCUGGAGAAGGAGAGAAGAGCAAAACUUCAGUAUGAAAAGCAAAUAGAAGAAAGAUGGAGAAAACUUGAAGAACAAAGGCAAAGAGAAGAGCAGAAAAGGGCAGCGGUUGAAGAAAAACGGAGACAGAAGCUUAAAGAGGAAGAGGAACGUUUAGAAGCUAUGAUGCGCCGUUCCCUUGAACGCAGUCAGCAGCUGGAACAGAAACAGAAGCGAUGGUCGUGGGGAGGAGCACUGGCUGCAGGCUCAGGGAGAGAUGCAUGUGACAAACUUUCAGCUUCUACAAUGAAUCUGCCAAAGCAAAUGGAGUCACCAAUCAGUAAGCGACUCUCCUCCUCCACAGCGGCAAUAACACAUUCCCCUGACAGAGCUCACCGCAUGCACCUUAGUCCAAUGGAAAAUUUUAUUGUUUCUCGACUCUUGACUCCUACACACUCUUCUUUAGCCAGAAGCAGAAGCACACUAGUGCUGUCUGAGCAGUACAGUGACUCAGUAUUCCAUAUCUGUCCUCGUGUAGCACCAGCUAGUCCUAUAAAAUCUCCCUACAAGCCUUCCCCCACCCGAAGCACAGAAAAAAAGAAGGCGACAUCAGCUUUUGCUUCUGAUGCCUCAAGAGGGGCAGCGGCAGCUGAAGUUACGCAGGCUGAAAAGAUAAAGAAAGAGAAGCGACCCACAACUCCUGUUUCAUCAUCUGGCUUGGGUUCCCCUCUGAGAAGAUCAGAUUCUCCUGCAGGCAUGUCCAAAAGAUCUGCAUCACCUGCAACACCCAAGACAGUUGCAAAAAAUUAUCCACAAUCUCCUAAAACUGCUAAACAAUUUCCAGCUUCUCCUGUGAAGCACCGUGGCACCUCUAAUCUUAGCCAGGAGACUCCUAAAAAGAAAGCAGAAAAGGAGAAAGAGAACACUGCUUACCACAAAGCCCAGGGAUCUCGUGCUGAAGAAGUGGGCCACACAACUGCUGAGAAACAUGUGCCUUCUACAGGAAAGACUGAAAGCAGUGAAGGAAAGCUCAUGGCAGGGACUACAGAUGCAGAAGAAGCUUCAAAAAUUUUGGCUGAGAAAAGGCGUCAGGCUCGCCUGCAGAAAGAACAAGAAGAAAAAGAGAAACAAGAAAGAGAAGAGCGUGAAAGGCUCGAGAGAGAGGAGCAGCAAAGAAAGGCAGAAGAGGAAAGAAUUCGUCUAGAGGAAGAAGCUCGUAAAAAGGAGGGGGAAAGAAAACGUGAAGAGGAAGAGACCAGGAGAAAGGCAGAAGAGGAAGUUAGGAAGAAAGCUGAGGAGGAAUGCAUGCUGAAGGAAAAGCAGGAAAAAGAGAUGCAAGCCAAGCUUGAGAAACAGAGAGAAGAAGCUGAAGCCAAAGCUCGAGAGGCAGCUGAACACCUACGUCUAGAAAGGGAACAAAUCAUGCAGCAGAUUGAGCAAGAAAGACUGGAGAGAAAGAAGAGAAUUGAUGAAAUAAUGAAAAGAACAAGAAAGAGUGACACACCAGAAGCAAAGAAAGAAGAGCCAAAACUGGAGACACCAUCAAUGCUGAAUGUGGAAAAGCAACUGAAAACCCUUGUUCUCAGUCAACCAGAGAUCAAUGGACUGAAAACCUGCCAGGAAAGUAAAAGCUUAGAAGGUGCUGCUACUGAAACACUUCCUCAAGAUGUAUUUGCUAAUGGACUUAAGUCAGUCCCAGGGCUUAUUCACCUGGAUGCCAUUGAUGGGAAAUCUAACAGCAUGGAUGAUUCAACAGAUGAGGUUCAGUCUAUGGAUGUGAGUCCAGUUUCAAAAGAAGAACUUAUAUCUAUCCCAGAAUAUUCCCCCAUGAAUGAACUGAUGCCCGGUGUUUCUAUGGACCAGAAUGGAACAAGUAAUGCCAAGGCUCUUGAAGAUCUCUUGGAUUUCACUGGCCAGGCCACUUACUCCAAGAUGUCCAGUGAAACUAUUAGCAUAGAUGAUUGUAACAAGAACUUGAUUGAUGGAUUUAACAGUCCAGGACAGGAAAGCACCCUUAACUCCAUCUGUUGACAGCCUUGCUACCCUGUGGAACAGAUAAAGACAGAGGUAGUAAUUUGUGGAGAACAUACAUCCCUGUGAUGCUGCUGGCAGUUAAAUAUGAGCUUGUCAUAUGAAAAAGCUUCUGCAGUCCUUGAACACUGGAUUCCAAAUAAUCAGAGCUGAAUAUAACUGUCUUCCCAUGUGGUAUGUCGGAUAACUGGCCACUCUUGGUAGAAACCAGGAAUCCAUAGAAUGGUUUCAGGGAAGAUUCAUUGUGCUUUAGAAUUUGAGCUUUAGCUGCUAAUAAAGCACUUUUUUUUAAGUUAAAAUU
This is a messenger RNA of Alligator sinensis (Chinese alligator), 2493 nucleotides long. It is a transcript of the gene MAP7D2, whose product is annotated as MAP7 domain containing 2. The annotation marks the transcript as partial. The transcript is spliced from 17 exons. Lineage: Eukaryota; Metazoa; Chordata; Crocodylia; Alligatoridae. Gene Ontology annotation, biological process: microtubule cytoskeleton organization. The record is from RefSeq and is a predicted model, not a curated record. Gene Ontology annotation, cellular component: microtubule cytoskeleton.